Messenger RNA from Gasterosteus aculeatus aculeatus (three-spined stickleback), 3806 nucleotides. Lineage: Eukaryota; Metazoa; Chordata; Actinopteri; Perciformes; Gasterosteidae. The record is from RefSeq and is a predicted model, not a curated record.
GGGGGCGUGACAGAGAGCAGAGACGCAGCUGGAGGAGCUGCUUAAAAUAAAAAGCCCCUCGACUGGGGCCACUACUGCUCCGGCGAUUCCCAUCGAAUGCAAGCUUUGACCUGCACACACAAGCACACGGCUGACAUCCUCACCCACACUAUCGUUUUUUUUAUCCAGCACGACCAGCCAGUCUUCCAGCUUGUUGGAUGCAUAGCUUGUCUGUAGUGGACCGGAGGAGGACAUCUAAAGCCUUGUUCUUUUGGAAAGAAGAGACGUAUCCUAAGAAGGAUGGACACAUUCUCAUCCACAGGAGAAUUGCUUUAGCCACACUGCGCUGCUCCGGAUGCCACAAAGCCCGGGCAAGUAAAGCUGAUUAACCAAAUACACAAUCUCUUAAUGAACUUCUGACCGCAGCUGGCCAGCAUUCCAAGAUCAAAGGGUCGUGACCCCGAACAGCAGCAGGCAGACCCAUUGGAAGCUGCAUGAGCAUCAUGCUGAGGUCUGGUUGAAGAAGACAGUCCAGUGCCUGACAGAUUGCAAGGGGAUUACCAUGGGAUCUGCCUGUGACAUUCAAACCUGUAGCUGCUACACCUCCUCUCCCUCAGCACCAGCUGAUUCAGGUUCAUACGCAGGAUCUCGAUGGCAUAAAGGCCACUGUCACUUUACAACAUAGUUGGAUGCAGGACGCAGCUAUUAGGAAUUAAUGGCUAAAUAAUAAUACAGUGGCUGCAAUGUCAUCAGGAAUCAGGAACAUUUAUUACCAAAAUAUGUCAGACAUACAAGGAUUUUGACCUGGCGGUUGGUGCGUAACAUCAGACGGUAAGACAAUGGAAAACAAGACAGAUAAGACAACAUCGUGCAAGAAUUUAAUACUGCAAGAGGAAUUUAAGUAAAAAAUAAAAAGUGAAUUUAAAAAGUAAAAAGAUAAAGUGCACCAGCAAGCAGAACGUAACAAGUGUAAGAGUACGUGCAUGUGGAGUGUGAAGAGAGUGACCGGUGGGGACGUAGAGAUCUACAGAGUCUUUCAAUCAGAGGAUUGGCGGUUCGAUCCCUGUCAACGGGAGGCCAAUGAUAGUAAGCUGUGAUGCACAUGUGGUUCCUUACAUGAUAUUUCCUGCUAUCAGUGCGUGCACAGGUGUGAAUGGGUGAAUGAUGACAUCUAGUGUUAAAGCGUUGUUUUUACCAGUUAAUCAUUGACAGCAGGUCCAGUGGGAAGUUGGACACUUGUAAAUAAUGAUAUUGUAUUUGCUGAUUAUUUGUCUAUGGCGCCCUACAGAGUUAUUAUCAACACCAAAAUCUUCAACUGUAAGAGUUGACUUACUUACGUUUUACUGUGUACUGAUUCCAGGUGUCGGUGUGUAAAGUGAAAGAUUGUGUCCUUACCCUCAUUCUGACCUUUACACGCGUAGCCUUUAUGUACCAGGUGAGGAUCAAAUUACAGGAACGUCUCAGCGGGCACGCCCCAACCCUGCUCUUCAGCCAGGGAUAAAAAAGAAGGAAAGGGAAACCUCAUAAGCCUUGAAUCCAGAGGCCAGAGCUGAAGAAGAUUUGCUUUCUAAAUGGAUUCUCCGACCACAUCAGGGAAGGUUUACCUCCAACCACACAAAGCUGGAAAGAAAUGGAAGCCCGUGUGGAUGUCUCUGUUUCCCUCCAGCAGUGAUGGAGUCGGUCGACUGGAAAUCCAGGAUAUGGGAGGUGAUCAUGUGACCGGGGCCAGGAGACACUACCAGCCUCACGUGGACAGGAAGCUGAAGGUGGUCCCACUGUCCGAGCUGAUCAGUGUCCUCAGACUCCCCCCAAACGCAGAGGCCUGCCCCAUGGAGAACAUGUCAGCAUUUUGUGUGGAGACCCGGCUCAGAACGAUGGUGUUUGCUGCACUCAAAGAGGAAUGCGUCGACUGGGUGGAAAAACUGUGUCGCAGCGCGCUCCAGCGAAGCGUUGGCUCAGAUUCCAGUCAGCUUCAGAUGGAGGAGAACCAGAUUUAUGCCUCAGCAGAUGAAGCCUCACAGUUCUUGGUGACGGUCCAGAAGACUGACGCAGCGACGCGCUGCGGCCUGAAGGGGUCAUAUUGGCUGCAGGUGGGGCGAGAGGCGCUGCUGCUGAGGGAAACUCAGAAGAAGAACAUCGUUAGAGAAUGGUCGUACGAACUGCUGAGACGUUAUGGAAAAGAUAAGCUGGCCUUCACCAUUGAAGCAGGUCGCCGCUGUGAUUCUGGUCCUGGGACAUUUACCUUUGAGACGCCGCAGGCUGAGAAGAUAUUCUCCUCGAUUCGGGCUACCAUCAAUCAAAAGAGUUCAACCACUAGUUUAGGCAACCCAAACCAAGAAGGUGAAAAUGUCCUAGCAGCAAAAAUACAGGCUCAUUCCCCUCUCCCCAAAAUACCAGAUGCGACCGGCAUUGCCGCCAUUCUGGAGAACAAGCUGAGGAUAAAGGGGAAGGCAUCUGCUGCUUCACAAGAGAGUGCACAAGAAGAUCUGGCUGGUUCGUCGGAGAGUGUGUCAGUGCAGCCGGCUCCCAUCACCCUCAUGCCUCUUCCGCUGGUCCCCACGUACGGCAGCCGCAGUGGAGGUGGUCUUGGCGGCCAAUCAGAAGCCGUGUAUGCGGAUCCAGCCGAUUGCAUCCAAUCGGUAACAAAGGCCAAACCGAGCGUGGCUGUGUAUGUCGAUCCUGCCGGUGUUCUCCCGCUCAAACCCCCCGGCACUCCCUGUACGGACACCUUGGCUCCACCUCCCUCUGAUCCCUCAGACCACCCCGAUCCAGUUUACUCUGAAGUCUACGACAAAAUCAGCCCGGUCCAGAUUGAACGGACUGAAAUUCAGAGAAAUGCAAAAAUUGAAUGCGUUGCAUCUGAUGAACCCAUUUAUAGUGAGCCCAUGGCCAAGAUAGAUGAAGUUUAUCUGCAAAAGGAAAGCAAAGCAGACCCAUUUGCCCAUCUUUAUGCACACGUCUGCAGAAGAACACCAGCAUCUUCGUCCUCAAACACUUUGCCUACCAGCUCUUCCUCCUCUACCUCGCUUUCUACCAGUAUGCCCACUGACCCGUCUCUUGAUGAUGUCAUCUACGAAAACCUGGGCAUUAUUUAAGUUCACACUUGUUUGUACAGUGACCGCUUGAGACUGGGAGUUCAUUGAGGAACUCUAGGACUUAUAUCUGUAUACUAACUAGUAUUCUUCUUCAAGAGACACCAAACACCUCAUGCAGGCUUUCUAACACACGUCUAAGCAUCGCGCUGUAAUAACAUUACUGGACUCAUGGUGGACAGCUGGGUGUGUUAUGGAAGUACAGCAUUCAGCCUCAAGCUUGUCUAAUUAUGGGAUUUUUAACGUUGUAUUCAUCAGCCCCUAUUGACACUUACUCAUUCACCGCACAACAUCAUUGCAGCUGAGGCCACCCUCACAUUAAUACUGAUACUUCAUCGUCAAUACUUGAUGUGUAAAAUCCGUUCCCCUUUCAAAGGAAUAUAGCAACAUCUAAAACACAUUUUCAAAAGGCAAUUCACUUAAUUGCAAUAUGUAUGGGCAGUGAUAGAUAAUGGUAUUCUUGUUAUGCUAUGAAAUGAACAAUACAUUAAAUGUGUAUGUGAUCAUGGUUGUGAUGUUAUGAUUAAAAUGUCUUCAGCGCUCUAGGACCAGUAAAGAUGGAAUUAGUAUUUUUCACAGUGUUGAGAGUUGUCAAGUCUCUCCUUCUUUUCUUCCAGAGCGACAUCAUUUGUUAACGUAAUGUAAUGUGUCCUCAAUUUGUAAUUAUGUUUAGGAAAAGAUUGUUGUUGUACAUUGUUUCCCAGUUCUUAAUAAAAACACAUUUAUAUUGUUAAA